AUGAUGGACGUGGCCAAAGAGCGCAGCACGCCCCAGAUGGCGGCCCACCAACACCAGCAGCAGCAGCAACAGCAAGUCGGCGCAAAGCCCAAUCAGGAUGCAGGCUGUAGCGGCGUGUCCUCUACUUGUGGCGGCAGCACGCCAGAGCUGGGGAGCGCCGGCGGCAGCGGCCUGGCGCCAGCUGUGUGUCAGGAGAGGACGGCAGAGGAGAGGACCGGGGCCGGCCUGGUCCCGCGGGAGCCGAGCCGGCACAAUCACCGCCCGGGAUUACUGUUAUUGCCGCAACAAGGAUCCGCCGCUAAUCCGCGCCGCGCCGCCGACGCCGCCGCUUGGGGGACCGCCAGCUCGCCGGGUGCCCCUCCAGCACCCCCUGCUGCUACUGCCGCUGCCGCUGCUGCUGCUGCUGCUGCGCCGUCUCUGCACCACCGACAGGUGGGUACGGUGCUGCUGUACGGCGUGCCGAUCGUGUCGCUGCUGAUCGAGUCUCAGGAGCGGCUGUGCCUGGCGCAGAUCUCGAACACGCUGCUGAAGGAGUUCAGCUACAACGAGAUCCACAACCGGCGCGUGGCGCUGGGCAUCACGUGCGUGCAGUGCACGCCGGUGCAGCUGGAGAUCCUGCGGCGCGCCGGCGCCAUGCCCGUGUCUUCGCGCCGCUGCGGCAUGAUCACGCGCCGCGAGGCAGAGCGCCUCUGCAAGAGCUUCCUGGGAGACAACGCGCCGCCCCGCCUGCCCGAGGACUUCGCCUUCGCCGUCCACCACGAGUGCGCCUGGGGCUGCCGCGGCGCCUUCCUGCCCGCCAGGUACAACUCGUCGCGGGCCAAGUGCAUCAAGUGCGCCAUGUGCGGCCUCUUCUUCUCGCCCAACAAGUUCAUCUUCCACUCGCACCGCUCGGGGCCCACGGCCAAGUACGUCCAGCCGGACGCCGCCAACUUCAACUCGUGGCGACGACACCUACGGCUCAGCGGGUCGCCGCCCGAGGAGGUGGUGCACGCGUGGGAGGACGUCAAGGCCAUGUUCAACGGCGGCACCCGCAAGCGCCUCAUGGCCUCGUCGUCGUCGUCCUCCUCCUCCUCGUCGGUCUCGUCGGCGUCGUCGGCCUCGUCACCGGCUUGCAAGCAGCCCAAGCUGACGCCCGCCCCCGCACCUGCACGCGUGCCACCCUUUCCGGACCUGCCGCUUCCGCUCUCCAGGAGCCUGGUGAUGGACUACGUGUGGCACCAGAAACAGCAGCACUUCGCCUUCCCGCCGUACGCGGCUGCGCUGCCCUGGCUGGCGAGCGCCAAGCUGGGCUUCCCGCCCCCACCGCCGCCCCCGCCGCCUCCACCGUCCGCGCUCAGCCACGCAGACCUGCAGCCCAAGGCGCCGUACCAGUCGGCGUUCCGGCCGGUUCUGCCGGCUGCUGCCGCGGCCGCUGCGGCUGCCGGCGUCGCCGCCGUCGCGACGCCCCAGCCGUCUGCGCCCGCUGCUCUCGUCGCCGCCGAAAACCUCGCUGAGGAAAGAAGAGGUUCUCCUCUUGCAGGCUACAGUAUUGAGCAGAUACUGGAGGUACUGGAGCGUUCCCUUGAAACAGCUCUUGUGUUCUCGCAGGCCUCGGUGGGCGACGCUCCGAGCCCCACGGGCAUUGGGGCCAGCGCCGAAGACGAAGACGACGACGAGACGCUGGUCGACAUCGAGAGCACCGAAGAUGAGCCACCCCCGGCGCCCACCCCCGCCACCCCCACUAACGCUCCAGCGCCGCGGCUCUGGAAAACCGCCUCGCCCAAGGUUGAGGAAGAAAUCGCAGAGCAGCAAGACAGCCCAGCCGGAGGUGAAGGUCAGGCGGUUCCGCGGCCGGGCCUGUGGGCUGUGGCGCGCCUCUCGCUGGAGCACCCCGAGCGCGCCCUCUACCGCAGCGAGGUCGCCAGGCAGCUGCACAUCAUGAGGGGAAGCUCGCCGCCUAAUAGGCUUAUGCGACGCGUCGCUCUGAACACCAAUUACGUCUGCGGCGGGCGUAGACGCGAUGUGCUGGCGCGCCUCCCGGCGCUGUGUCUGCAUUCAGAGCGCAGCUGUCUGCCCACGUCAGCUACGCAGCUUACUAGUGCAGGCUUGUUAUCAAAAGUUCUCUCUCCACUGUAA
Schistocerca americana (American grasshopper) is the source of this 2115-nucleotide messenger RNA. RefSeq names its product ski oncogene (gene fuss). The record is from RefSeq and is a predicted model, not a curated record. Lineage: Eukaryota; Metazoa; Arthropoda; Insecta; Orthoptera; Acrididae. Gene Ontology annotation, biological process: negative regulation of transcription by RNA polymerase II; negative regulation of BMP signaling pathway. Bases 1 to 2115 code for a protein of 704 amino acids. Gene Ontology annotation, molecular function: RNA polymerase II cis-regulatory region sequence-specific DNA binding; DNA-binding transcription factor activity, RNA polymerase II-specific; SMAD binding. Gene Ontology annotation, cellular component: nucleus; transcription regulator complex. The transcript has 12 exons.